This is a messenger RNA of Cajanus cajan (pigeon pea), 1201 nucleotides long. It is a transcript of the gene 5PTASE11, whose product is annotated as inositol polyphosphate 5-phosphatase 11. Gene Ontology annotation, biological process: response to abscisic acid; response to auxin; response to jasmonic acid. The record is from RefSeq and is a predicted model, not a curated record. Gene Ontology annotation, molecular function: phosphatidylinositol-4,5-bisphosphate 5-phosphatase activity; phosphatidylinositol-3,5-bisphosphate 5-phosphatase activity; phosphatidylinositol-3,4,5-trisphosphate 5-phosphatase activity. Lineage: Eukaryota; Viridiplantae; Streptophyta; Magnoliopsida; Fabales; Fabaceae. Gene Ontology annotation, cellular component: plasma membrane.
CUCCCUCUAUCUCUUAAAAGUGAUCUUUCACUGAUCAAAAUCGUUUUAGGAAAUUUCCGUUUUUCAUUUUUGUCAAUCACGUAACACAAUGGGGAACCAACUUUGCAAAGGAAGAAGAUAUUCAAGUUCGAAGAGAAGGACAAUGGGAUUCAUUCAUAACCAAGCUUCACCCUCUCACAUAGGGAUAAGAAAUGUAGGCGUGGAUAAAAUUUGUAACUUCUCCACUACUAAUUCAGAUCUAUGCAUCUCCAUAGUGACUUGGAAUAUGAAUGGCCAGGUUACGUUUGAAGAUUUAGCAGAAAUGGUUGGUAGCAACCGCGAGUUCGAUCUUCUAGCUGUUGGAUUGCAAGAGGCUCCUCCAUGUCCACGAAACAAAGUCGCAACUAUGCUUUCAGCAGCUUUGGAUGAAAGUCACACCCUGAUAGGUAAAGUUAUCAUGCAAUCUUUGCAGUUGUACCUGUUUGGACCAAAGAAUGCAAGAUCGUUCAUUAAUGAAUUGAAGGUAGAUAAAGAAUCUGUUGGGGGCUGUGGAGGAAUUAUUGGAAGAAAGAAAGGGGCUGUAGCAAUUCGCAUUAACUACAAAGGAAUUCGAAUGGUGUUCAUCUCGUGUCACCUCUCUGCUCAUGGUCGCAAUGUGGAAGAAAGAAAUUCACAAUGCAGACACAUAUCACACUCCCUCUUUUCAAAGUUUUGGAAUCCAUAUUCAAGACCAUCCCAUAUUACUAUUUGGUUAGGAGACCUAAACUACAGGCUUCAAGGGAUUGAUACAUAUCCUGCUAGAACUUUGAUAGAGAAAAACCUUCACCGGCGGUUGCAUAGCAAAGACCAGCUCUUACAAGAAGCUGGAAGAGGACAAAUUUUCAACGGUUUCUGUGAGGGAACGUUGACUUUCAAGCCAACAUAUAAGUACAAUAAAGGAAGUAGCAACUAUGAUACAAGUCACAAGAUACGAGUGCCAGCAUGGACAGAUCGUAUAUUGUUCAAAAUAGAAGACGACAAUAACAUGGAAGCAACCCUACAUUCGUACGAGUCUAUGGAUGAAAUCUACGGUUCUGAUCAUAAACCAGUAAAAGCACAUCUCUGCUUAAGACUUCGUCAAAUUCCAACAAAACCAAGUUGUAAUGAACAAACCUAGCUAUACGUGGAACUUUUACUUUUAUUUUUGUAAUUUUAGUUGUUUAAUUUUAUAAUAUCUACAAAU